Geosmithia morbida is the source of this 1173-nucleotide messenger RNA. Its product is annotated as cytoplasmic tRNA 2-thiolation protein 2. The record is from RefSeq and is a predicted model, not a curated record. Gene Ontology annotation, molecular function: tRNA binding; sulfurtransferase activity. Gene Ontology annotation, biological process: tRNA wobble position uridine thiolation. Gene Ontology annotation, cellular component: cytosol. The coding region runs from base 1 to 1173 and encodes 390 amino acids. The transcript is spliced from 2 exons. NCBI's taxonomy places the organism in Eukaryota, Fungi, Ascomycota, Sordariomycetes, Hypocreales, Bionectriaceae.
AUGACAGCCCCCCCAGAUACAAAGAAGCCCUGUAGACGAUGCAAGGCAGAAGACGCACCCUUGACCCUCCGGCAUGCCCCAAGCUGCACAAAAUGCUUCCUCAACUACAUUGAGAUCAAGGUGGCUAAGCGCUUCGGCUACCUCCACCACGAGACACGCACAUCCACCCAGCUAGAGCCCCGACGGUACGUCGCCGGCCUGUCGUUCGGCAAGUCCUCGAGUGCCCUAGCCUGCCUGCUAGACGAGCAGGCGCGCUUCCAAGCGAGCAAGAAGUCCGCAUCGCCGUUCGAGGUCCUCGUAGUCCAUGUGGACACAGACCUAGACCACAACUCCGACUCUGACUCGACCUCAUCAUCACCGGCCCGUCGUCUACUGUCCCGAUACUCAGGGGCCUUCCCCCACGUUGCGUUCGAGUGCGUCCCGCUCACCCAGGUUCUGAAUGUCCCCACCGUGGACUGGUCGGCUCUACCUGGCCUGCCACCCGGGGGACGAGUGGCAGCACGUCUCCGGUCCAUGUUUGACUCUCUGCCCUCGCUCACGGCAAAGGUAGACGUCAUGCGCCAUCUCGUGCGCCACCUACUCAUCCAUAUCGGGACCACGCGCGACUACGCCGCCCUCCUCCUGGGACACAACACCACCGCUCUAGCUGCCCUGACCAUGUCUGAGGUCGCCAACGGCCGGGGCUUCUCAGUCCCCUGGCAGGUCAACGACGGGCCAUGCACACUCACGACGAAGACAGGGGGCAGUGGGGGCAACGAGGUCGUUACUUAUCACGUACACUACCCCCUCCGCGAGACCUUUUCCGGUGAGGUGACGACGUACGUGUCGCUUGUGCCGUCGCUGGCCGCCGUCGUCGAGGAAGCCAAAGCAUACGGCGGCGACGGCUCUUCCUCUGCCGUUGUCUCCCACAAAGAUACGAGUAUCGACGACGUCAUGAGGCGGUACUUUGAGUCCGUCGAGGAACCCUACUCGGGCAUCGUAGCCAACGUCGUACGUACCACCGGCAAACUUGACAGGGUGCGCGGACAGACGCUGUGCGGGUUGUGUAGCGUCACGCUCGAUCAGCACGGUGACUCGCGAUGGGCCGGCGAGAUGGGAACUACUGGCGCGGACGAAGAGAGUCAUCCGAAUCGUCUGUGCUAUGGGUGCAAGAGGUCUGUUUACGGGUGCUGA